Messenger RNA from Malurus melanocephalus (red-backed fairy wren), 4068 nucleotides. RefSeq names its product protocadherin gamma-A2-like. The annotation marks the transcript as partial. Gene Ontology annotation, molecular function: calcium ion binding. The transcript has 5 exons. The record is from RefSeq and is a predicted model, not a curated record. Gene Ontology annotation, cellular component: plasma membrane. NCBI's taxonomy places the organism in Eukaryota, Metazoa, Chordata, Aves, Passeriformes, Maluridae. Gene Ontology annotation, biological process: homophilic cell-cell adhesion.
GCCGCGGCGGAGAUGAGCGCGGCGGGGAAGCGCUGGGGCCGGCGGCAGCGAGCUCUGCUCUGGGGUGUUCUGCUGGCGGUGUGGGAGGCGGUGUGGGGGCAGCUGCGCUACUCGGUGCCCGAGGAGAUGCCCAAGGGCUCGUUCGUGGGCGAUGUGGCCAAGGACCUGGGGUUGCAGCUGCCGGCGCUGCAAGACGGCGGCGUCCGCAUUGUUUCUGAAGGUAGGACACAGUAUUUCACUCUGCACGGGAAGACGGGACAUUUAGUGACGGCGGAGAGGAUCGACAGAGAGCAGCUGUGCGGGAGCGUGCAGCAAUGCGUGCUGCGCUGUGAGCUGAUAGUGGAGGGGGAAAUGAAAGUUUAUGGAAUCCAAGUGGAAAUCGUGGAUGUUAACGACAACACGCCGAGCUUUCGAGAGGCACAAAUUGAACUUAGAAUGAGUGAGGCGACAGCCCCGGGCUCGCGGUUUCCUCUGCCAAAUGCUGACGAUCCGGACUCGGGCAGGAAUUCCCUGCAGAGCUACGAGCUGAGCGGCGACGAGCACUUCUCGCUGGCCGUGCAGGCGGGCCCCGGCGGCGAUCAGCGUCCCGAGCUGGUGCUGGCGAAGGCGCUGGACCGGGAGGAGGCGGCGUUUCACGAGCUGGCGCUGAGGGCGAGUGACGGCGGCGAUCCGGCACGGACGGGCACGGCGCGGAUCCGUGUGACGGUGCUGGAUGCGAACGACAACGCUCCCGUGUUCAGCCAGGCGGAGUACACGGUGCGUGUGCCUGAGGACGUUCCCGUGGGCUCCGUCCUUCUCACGGUCACGGCCAGCGAUGACGACGAAGGGCUCUACGGACAAGUGAAGUACUCGCUGAAUAAAAUCACCGAGAAAGCAUCGCAGACUUUCCGGCUGGACGGCGACACCGGGGCAAUCAGCCUGUUGCGGAGCCUGGACUUCGAGGAUGGCGACUCUUACGAACUGGAGGUGCAGGCACAUGAUGGGGGAGGCCUGUUUGAUACGACAAAAAUCGAGAUUACAGUGACAGACGUCAAUGACAAUGUGCCUGAGAUCUCCGUGCGGUCAUCAGUGAAAGAGAUCUCGGAAGAUGCCCCUUCCGGGACGGUGGUAGCCCUGCUACACGUGAGGGACCGGGACUCGGGAGCUAACGGCGAGGUGCACUGCUCGCUGGACGGGGACGUUCCGUUCCGGCUGGAGAAGACGUUUGAGGAUUACUACCGUGUGGUGACAUCGAGAGAGCUGGACCGUGAGCAGGUGUCCGAGUACAACGUGACGGUGCGGGCGGCCGAUGGCGGGUCGCCGCCGCUGCAGAGCAGCGCGGUGCUGGCGCUGCGGGUGCUGGACGUGAAUGACAACGCGCCGGUGUUCGCGCAGGAGCGCUACAGCGCGCGGCUGGCGGAGAACAACGCGGCGGGCGCGCUGGUGCUGACGGUGCGCGCGUCGGACGCGGACUGGGGGCAGAACGCGCGCGUGCGCUACCGGCUGUCGGAGGGGCGGGUGCGGGGCGCGCCGCUGUCGUCGUACGUGUCGGUGCAGGCGGAGACGGCGCUGCUGGCCGCGGUGCUGCUGUGCCUGUGCUGCCGGGCGGCGGCGGAGCGGGUCCGCUACUCCAUCCCCGAGGAGCUGGGCAGAGGCUCGCUCGUGGGGCCGCUGGCGCGGGAUCUGGGGCUCAGCRCGGACGAGCUGCCGGCGCGCAAGCUGCGGCUGAGCGAGGAGAAGCAAUACUUCACGGUGAGUGAGGAAAACGGGAAUCUGUACGUGAAUGAGAGGCUGGACCGGGAGGAGAUGUGCGGAGAGUCGGCAUCCUGCUCCAUCAGCUUCGAGGUGCUGGUGCACAACCCACUGAACGUUUUCCACGUCGAGCUGGCAAUUGUAGACGUGAACGACAACUCCCCGGCCUUCAGCAAAUCUUCUCUGGACCUCGAGAUAGGUGAAUGGACUCUUCCUGGUGCACGUUUUCCCCUGGAGAUGGCAAGAGAUGCUGAUGUGGGCAGCAACUCUCUGCUGACUUACCAGCUCACCAGCAACCCGUCGUUCGCUUUGGCCAUGAAGGAGAACCCGGGUGGAAAGAAGCAGCCUGAAUUAGUGCUGGAGAAAGCGUUGGACCGAGAGAAGCAGAGCUCCUUCGAGCUGGUGCUGAUGGCGGUGGAUGGUGGGGACCCCGCGAGGUCCGGGACUGUACAAGUUCGCGUCAACGUAACAGACGCCAACGACAAUCCACCCGUGUUCAGCAAAAGAAUCUAUGAGGCGCGAGUGGCGGAGAAUUUACCAGUGGGGUCACUGGUGUUGCAGGUGCUGGCCACGGAUGCGGAUGCGGGUUCCAACGGGCUGAUUUCCUACUUCUUCGGCAACGUUCCAGAAGACUUCCGAGUGCUGUUUGCAGUCGACAGCGAGAGUGGCGAGCUCAGGACAGCGGCUGCCCUAGAUUUCGAGGAAAAACAUAAAUACACCUUCGGGCUGGAAGCGAGAGACGGCGGCGGUCUCACAGAUCACUGCGAAGUGGAGAUAGACAUCACGGACGAAAACGACAACGCCCCCGAAAUCACGAUUCUGUCCCUCUCGAGCCCGGUGCCCGAGGAUGCGCCGACCGGCACCGUGGUAGCCGUGCUGAAAGUGCGCGACAGAGACUCAGGCGAGAACGGUCAGGUGUCGUGCGAGCUGUCGGGAGAGGCGCCGCUGUCGAUCGUGGCGUCGUCGGGCGGCUCGUACAAGGUGGUGACGGCGAGCGCGCUGGACCGCGAGCAGGCGUCCGAGCACCGCGUGACGGUGGUGGCCCGGGACCGCGGGCGGCCGGCGCUGUGGAGCAGCACGGAGCUGGUGCUGGAGGGCACCUUGCCCUACUCCUACAACCUGUGCGUGGCGGCGCCGGCCCGCGCCGUGCCCGAGGCCGCUUGGCCGCCGCCGCCGGUGCCCAUCCUGUCGGCGGAGGAGCUUCUGGGCGGGGAUUGCUGCGAGAAGCCGAUCACAAACACCAGCGCCGUUGCGGCAGAGCUGCCUGGCGAUCCCGAUGCACCGCAGCCAAGCGGAGGGACCGGCGGCUGCGGUUCGGUGCAGAAUCUGAAAGCUUUGAGUGGGAGCCGGGAGUUCGAUCGGCGGUGUUUCGGUGCCGGCGGUGCCGCGGCGGAGAUGAGCGCGGCGGGGAGGCGCUGGGGCCGGCGGCAGCGAGCUCUGCUCUGGGGUGUCCUGCUGAUGGCGUGGGAGGCGGCGUGGGGGCAACUGCGCUACUCGGUGCCCGAGGAGAUGCCCAAGGGCUCGUUCGUGGGCGACGUAGCCAAAGACCUGGGGCUGCAGCUACUGGAGCUCCGAGACCGCGGCUUCCACAUCUUAGACAGAGGUAGGACGCAGUAUUUCGCUCUGCACGGGAAGACGGGACAUUUAGUGACGGCGGAGAGGAUCGACAGAGAGCAGCUGUGCGAGCGUGUGCCGCAGUGCGUGCUGCGCUGUGAACUGAUAGUGGAGAGCGACAUGCAGGUUUACGGAAUCCAAGUGGAAAUCACAGACGUUAACGACAACGCGCCGAGCUUCCGGGAGAUAGAAAAAGAACUUAGAAUGAGUGAGGUGACAGCCCCGGGUUCGCGGUUUCCCUUGGCCGAGGCUCACGACCCGGACUCGGGCCGAAAUUCCCUGCAGAGCUACGAGCUGAGCGGCGACGAGCACUUCUCGCUGGCCGUGCAGGCGGGCCCCGGCGGCGAUCAGCGUCCCGACCUGACGCGCUGGCUCGUGCUGGCCGUGGCCGCCGUGUCGUGCCUCUUCCUCGCCUUCCUGCUGCUGCUGCUGGCGCUGCGCCUUCGGCGCUGGCGGCGCGAGCAGCUGCUGGCGGCGAGCAGCGGCGCCUUGCGCGGCGUGCCGGUCUCGCACUUCGYGGGCAUCGACGGCGUGCGCGCCUUCCUGCAGUCCUACUCGCACGAGGUGUCUCUCACGGCCGACUCUCGCAAGAGCCAGCUGCGCUUCUCGGGCGCCAGCUGCUGCGACACGCUCCCGGCCCGGCCGCUUCCCGACGAGCCCGCGCCGCUGCUCGGGGACGAGAGCUCUGCCGGUGCUCCACUCGCGGAUCCUGCCGCUCCUUCG